AUGUCAGCUGAUCCAAAGCUCGUCCCAACUGACGAGCAGGGGGGGCUCUUCGACCAGCUCCUAAAAAAGGUGCACACAGAAGAAGUAUUGAAAAAGCAACACUAUACCCCUAUCUCGUCUCGCGGCGAUGGCACUCGCUGCGCCGCGGGUGGGGUCGUCAGAUACAUGGAAUUUGUCGAGAGCCCAACGCCAAACAGAGACACAGCUAGACGGCAGGCGCUUGUCCUAGAUUGCGAGAUGGUUGGGGUUUCGGGAAAUCGCAAAGAGCUAGCCUUUCUAGCAGUCAUAGACCUUCUCACCGGAGAAGUUCUCAUCAACAAUUUCGUUCAUCCAGCCAAUAUCGUCCGAAACUGGUUCACCCGAUCGAGCGGCAUAACGUGUGCUAAUAUGAAGGCUGCGGUGAAGGAUAACGUCGCCCUUCCAGGGUGGAAAGCAGCACGCGAAAUUAUUUUUAAGUAUAUGGAUAGUAACUCUAUACUGGUCGGUCACGCCCUCCAUAACGACCUGAACACCCUGGGGAGUGUACACCCCACAAUCAUCGACACGGAAAUCCUCACUGCUGAUGCAGUGUAUCGACCCCUUGAGAGACCCUUCCGAAGGACUUGGAACCUUAAGACCUUGGCCAAUGACUUUCUUGGUCUGAAAAUCCAAGCGGGAAGGUGUGGACAUAGUGCGUUGGAAGAUGCAGUGGCCACUAGGCAGGUGCUACUUCAUUUCAUCAAAAGCCCCGUUGACCUGGAGGCUUGGGCUGAUAAAUUACGAACAAAGGAGCCUCCCAAGCCCGAAAACCCGGUCAACGAGGAGCUGGAGAGGGAUCCUUGGUUUGAUCCUUGGUUUGGUUAG
Penicillium verrucosum is the source of this 843-nucleotide messenger RNA. RefSeq names its product 3'-5' exonuclease. Gene Ontology annotation, molecular function: nucleic acid binding; exonuclease activity. The transcript has a single exon. Gene Ontology annotation, biological process: ribosomal large subunit assembly; rRNA processing. The record is from RefSeq and is a predicted model, not a curated record. Gene Ontology annotation, cellular component: nucleus. The coding region runs from base 1 to 843 and encodes 280 amino acids. NCBI's taxonomy places the organism in Eukaryota, Fungi, Ascomycota, Eurotiomycetes, Eurotiales, Aspergillaceae.